This is a messenger RNA of Talaromyces rugulosus, 489 nucleotides long. RefSeq lists its product as uncharacterized. Gene Ontology annotation, molecular function: GMP kinase activity. The record is from RefSeq and is a predicted model, not a curated record. Gene Ontology annotation, biological process: purine nucleotide metabolic process. The transcript is spliced from 4 exons. Lineage: Eukaryota; Fungi; Ascomycota; Eurotiomycetes; Eurotiales; Trichocomaceae. The coding region runs from base 1 to 489 and encodes 162 amino acids. Gene Ontology annotation, cellular component: cytosol.
AUGACCGCUUCAGAUACGACUCGUGCCCCAAGAGAUAAGGAAGUUGAAGGAAAGGAUUAUUACUUUACAACCAAAGAAGACUUCCUGGCGCUUGUUGAGGCAGAAGGGUUCAUUGAGCAUGCCCAAUUCGGUGGCAAUUUCUAUGGGACCAGUGUUCAAGCUGUGAAGAAUAUCGCUGAGCAGCAGAGAAUAUGCAUUCUGGACAUUGAAAUGGAGGGUGUGAAGCAAGUCAAACAAACAGAUCUCAACGCCAGAUUCCUAUUCCUAGCGCCGCCAUCAGUUGAAGAACUCGAACGAAGACUGCGCAGCCGCGGCACCGAGACAGAAGAUAGUUUGGGCAAGCGACUAGCACAGGCCAGAGCAGAACUCGAGUAUUCCAGGCAGCCUGGCGCACACGACAAGAUUGUGGUGAACGAUGACCUUGAGACAGCCUACACGGAAUUCAGAGACUGGAUCGUUGAUGGGGGUAAAUUCGGCGCAAGUGAAUAA